Amyelois transitella is the source of this 2244-nucleotide messenger RNA. RefSeq names its product tubulin alpha-1A chain (gene Tua2). Gene Ontology annotation, biological process: microtubule cytoskeleton organization; mitotic cell cycle. The coding region runs from base 75 to 1427 and encodes 450 amino acids. The transcript has 10 exons. NCBI's taxonomy places the organism in Eukaryota, Metazoa, Arthropoda, Insecta, Lepidoptera, Pyralidae. Gene Ontology annotation, molecular function: GTP binding; structural constituent of cytoskeleton. Gene Ontology annotation, cellular component: microtubule; cytoplasm. The record is from RefSeq and is a predicted model, not a curated record.
GCGUUGCCUCGCGAACCCGCCACGCCACACUCGCUCCUAUUUACAUAUUACGAGUUUUGAAAAAAGAAUACAAAAUGAGGGAAUGUAUCUCCGUCCACAUCGGCCAAGCGGGCGUUCAGAUCGGCAACGCCUGCUGGGAACUGUACUGUCUGGAGCACGGCAUCCAGCCUGAUGGCCAGAUGCCUUCGGACAAGACCCUGGGAGGCGGAGACGACUCGUUCAACACCUUCUUCAGUGAGACCGGGGCGGGGAAACAUGUGCCCAGGGCUGUCUUCGUUGACCUGGAACCUACAGUAGUUGACGAGGUGCGCACUGGCACCUACCGUCAGUUGUUUCACCCAGAACAACUUAUCACUGGCAAGGAAGAUGCCGCGAACAACUACGCCAGGGGGCACUACACCAUUGGCAAGGAGAUCGUUGAUGUCGUCCUCGACAGGAUCAGGAAACUCGCAGACCAGUGCACAGGACUUCAGGGUUUCUUGGUGUUCCACUCUUUCGGCGGCGGCACCGGCUCCGGAUUCACCUCCCUGCUGAUGGAGAGGCUCUCCGUCGACUACGGCAAGAAAUCCAAGCUUGAGUUCUCCAUCUACCCCGCGCCUCAGGUGUCGACAGCGGUGGUGGAGCCUUAUAACUCUAUCCUGACAACCCACACGACCCUGGAGCACUCGGACUGCGCCUUCAUGGUGGACAACGAGGCCAUCUACGACAUCUGCCGGAGAAACCUCGACAUCGAGAGACCCACGUACACCAACCUCAACAGGCUUAUUGGACAAAUUGUGUCCUCAAUCACAGCUUCUCUCCGUUUCGACGGCGCCCUGAACGUGGACCUGACAGAGUUCCAGACUAAUUUGGUGCCGUACCCCCGCAUCCACUUUCCGCUGGCCACGUACGCGCCCGUCAUAUCCGCUGAGAAGGCCUACCAUGAACAGCUCACUGUCGCAGAGAUUACCAACGCUUGCUUCGAGCCAGCCAACCAGAUGGUAAAAUGCGACCCGCGUCACGGCAAAUACAUGGCUUGCUGUAUGUUGUACAGAGGAGACGUGGUACCCAAGGACGUGAAUGCCGCCAUUGCUACCAUUAAGACCAAGAGGACCAUCCAGUUCGUGGACUGGUGCCCCACAGGAUUCAAGGUCGGCAUCAACUACCAGCCGCCGACCGUGGUGCCGGGCGGAGACCUUGCGAAGGUGCAACGUGCAGUCUGCAUGUUGUCCAACACCACCGCCAUUGCCGAAGCUUGGGCCAGACUGGACCACAAAUUCGACCUGAUGUACGCUAAGCGCGCCUUCGUCCACUGGUACGUGGGUGAGGGCAUGGAGGAGGGGGAGUUCUCCGAGGCCCGGGAGGACCUCGCCGCCUUGGAGAAAGACUACGAGGAGGUCGGAGUGGACUCCACUGAGGGCGAACUGGAUGAGGAAAACGAAUAUUAGAUACUAGAAUCGAGAUUAGAGAGGGAAAUCUGAUUGCUAUAUACGGUAUUGGAUGCGUUGACGUCAGAAGUUUUGAGGUUAUAUUAUGCGUCUUGGCGUUUACAAAAGUGUUAUUAAUCUAGAUAACACGUAUGAAUUGUUUUCAGGAAAAAUAUUACACUAAGGACUAAAAAAAGAAGUUGUAACGUAAAUUAAGUUUUAAAUUUUUUUAAUUUUGGAAUGCUCGUGAAAAGACCGAUUCAGUUCAGUUCACUUUAAACAUGUGAACAUAUAUUUUUUGUUCAUUCUUGGCUUUGCUUGAUCGUAGAAUUACAUAAUGUUUAUGAGAUAUAUUUGACCAGCCGUAGCAGGCACGCGCGACGCAGUUUAUAUCGCGCGGAAAACUAUCGUUGUUUCGCUUUUUAUUAUAACGUUAAACGGGACGGCGAUAGUUUUAAACGCCACAAAAAAUCGUAGCGCGUCUCGUCUGAAAAAGAAAGGCUGUUCCAUUUUGAGUAAUCAGACUUUGUAAUACCCUUUUAACUAUAAGUUUAAACAUUUUUAAUUCUAAGAUAGCGUGAACGGUGGCUUGAUUAACAGUACAAACUUUUGAAAAAUCUUUCAACACUGAAAUGUAAAGUUUGUUUAUCUGUAAGCUAAUAUAUGCAUUUAUUACAUUAUUAAUAUUCGUGAUAAUAACAUUCGUAAGGCUAGAAUUACAACUGUAAUAUCAGAUUUAAGAUUAAAAUUGCAAUUGUAAUGUAAGCUAACUAUUUAAGAGUUUUAUCUUAAUUGUGCUUCUUGUAACAGUAUGAUUUAAUUUAUUUUUAUUGCACAA